AUGUCAACUGGUCCAACAAUUGCACCUAUUCAAAAUGAAGAAGUUUAUCUCGCUAGUUCCAAGUUUGGAUCAUAUGAUGGUUUACUUAACAGCGUGCAGGCAUUUAAUUAUUCCAAAGGAUACGGAUUAUCUAUUCGUGAUUCCAAAAAGGACAAGUAUGUCACUUUGCAAUGUGGCCGCGGAGGUUCCUAUCGAGAUGUAUUAGGUAUUGGAGAUAAACGGAAAAAGAGAACUAAUACUCGUUUGAUUAAUUGUCCCUUCCAAAUUGAAGGCAAAAAAGGAAACGAUGGUGUUUGGUUUUUUAAGGCAAAAAACUUGGCACAUAACCACGAGCCAUCUUCAGAUAUGUCUGGGCAUCCAUCGUUUCGUCGACUAACAGCGGAUAACGUAGAAAGUGUCAAAAACAUGACAUUGUCUGGAAUACCGCCAAGGCAGAUUCUUUCUUCUUUACGUCAACAAACUCCAAAUCUUCCCGCAAGCUCUAGAGCCAUAUACAACUUGAAGGCAAAAAUGCGCAAGGAGAUUUUAGGAAACCAAUCAAUGAUUAGUGCCUUGUUUGAGGAGCUUAAAAAGGGUGGUUUUGUGUACGAUAUAUUACAUGAUCAACAAGGGCGUAUAGCGAGUUUGUUCAUUGUUCACCCCUUAUCUGCUAAGUUGGCCAAAACAUUCUCUAAUAUAUUUUUGAUGGAUUGCACAUAUAAAACCAACAAGUAUAACAUGCCUCUUCUUGAUAUCAUUGGAGUUUCGUGUUUUAAUACCUCUUUUUAUUCUGGUUUUGCCUUUUUGGAGAAAGAGGAUGAAGAAAGUUACGCUUGGGCAUUAAGUGCGUUUAAGAAGACUGUUGGAUUGGGAAAUCAACCGUUUGUGAUUAUGACAGAUAGGGAAUUAGCACUUAUGAAUUCAAUUAAAAGUGUAUUUCCCUUCGCAGUAAAUCUUUUAUGUGUUUGGCAUAUCGAAAAAAAUGUGUUGGCGAAUUGCAAGAAAUAUUUUGGGAGUAAUGAAGAGUUUGACAUAUUUAUGUUAAGCUGGAGUAACCUAGUCUACUCAACAACAGAAUCUAUCUUUAUUCAGAAUUGGGCUGAAUUCGAGUUAACUUAUAACGAGAAGAAAGAUGUAAUUGAUUACGUGAAGAACACAUGGUUGCCUUGGAAAGAAAAAUUUGUUAGUGUUUGGACCGAAAAGUACUUACAUUUUGGUAAUCGUUCGACCGCAAGAGUUGAAGGUGCUCAUGCCAAACUCAAAAAGUAUUUACAAGUUUCAAUAGGUGGUUUCAAGGAAGUGAAAGAUAAAAUUUGUCUUGCGGUCGAGCAUAAUUUAACGAGAUUAAGGUGCAACUUGCCAGUGAAAGAAUUAAAAUUCCUCACGACUGCAAUAUACCUAUUUUCAGAGAGCUUAUAUCCCAUGUAUCGCAGUAUAAUGACUCCUUGCACAAGUCAUUUCAUGGCGACUAUGGGUCUUCCAUGUGUUCAUAAGAUAAAAAGUUUGCAAGGAGGGAUACUUUCGUUAGACCUUGUUCAUCCCCAUUGGAGGAUUAAUACAUUAUCUUUAAGACCGGAAGAUGAUUCACAUGAUGAGGAUGCAGACAGUUUUUUUAAGUUGAUUAAUGAUUUGUGUUUGAAGUACAAAGGGUGGCCGCUAAGCAAGAAAGAAUCUGCUACUUCGAUGAUUAGUAAACUUGUUAACGAAUCUGAAGUGUUCUUUGAGUUGGUUAUCCGACGACCAAAAGGAAGACCACCAAAAUCGAAAAAGAAAAAAGGAAUAACAUCAACCACACGGGAUCCUUCAAGGUUUGAGCAUGUGCAAUCCUCGCAAACAUAA
Erigeron canadensis is the source of this 1818-nucleotide messenger RNA. Its product is annotated as PKS-NRPS hybrid synthetase cheA-like. Bases 1 to 1818 code for a protein of 605 amino acids. The transcript has 2 exons. The record is from RefSeq and is a predicted model, not a curated record. Gene Ontology annotation, molecular function: malonate-semialdehyde dehydrogenase (acetylating, [NAD(P)+]) activity; methylmalonate-semialdehyde dehydrogenase (acylating, NAD+) activity. NCBI's taxonomy places the organism in Eukaryota, Viridiplantae, Streptophyta, Magnoliopsida, Asterales, Asteraceae. Gene Ontology annotation, cellular component: mitochondrion. Gene Ontology annotation, biological process: L-valine catabolic process; thymine catabolic process.